UUUUACGUGAAUUUUCGAUAAAUAAAUCCAUUCGAUUGGCAUGACCGAUCGAUUAUUAAUAAAUAUUACAAAGUUUCGAUUUUAAUAUAAAUUUUAAAAGCAACGAAUUUGCCGAGUUUAAACAACACGGUCUCUCAUGCCCCAGCUGGUCGUUUUCCAACCCUUCCGUUUUCUACGUCGUUCUAUUCAACGCUCACUCCGCCCCCUGGACGGAAAACUUAGCGAAGAGACAACAGCGCCGAAACGGCGAUUAAUUAUUAUUUUUCCAUGUCGACAAAUUAAAUCUAACGAAACCGCCGUCCACCAUAUUACUUUUUUACCUUUACCUUAGUUGAGUAAAAGUUUAGCUAGUUUUGGAUUGUUAAGCGGGGGGUGACGACGGCCGACGUAAGAUCCCGGACGAUUGGACCAAUGGCAGUCGAGCGAUUUGCAUAGAAGCGUGACUGCUGGGAGAGGAACUGCUGCAUCGAAGAGGCCGAGUCCAAUCACAUCGCGGCCCGUGACAGAUCAAUUAAUGUUUCUAUGGUAACAGGGUCGGUGUCGUCCUGAAUGUCUUGACAGGUGCGUGACAGUUUAACUUGACAGCAUGUACGCUAAAGGGAAAGGCUCAACGGUGCCGUCGGAUGCUCAAGCCAGAGAAAAGUUAGCGUUGUACGUUUACGAAUACCUGUUACACGUAGGAGCCCAGAAAGCGGCGCAGACCUUCCUAUCGGAGAUCCGAUGGGAGAAGAACAUAACGUUAGGUGAACCUCCAGGAUUUUUACACUCAUGGUGGUGUGUUUUUUGGGACCUGUACUGCGCCGCACCGGAGAGGAGGGACACGUGCGAGCAUUCGAGUGAAGCUAAGGCAUUUCACGACUACGGUUUCGUCAAUUCCGGUUACGCAGUCAACGGCAUUGCCCACAACCCGACAGCGCCGAGCCCGUUGGGCCAGAUCCCACCAAACGAGGGGAUGCCAGGAGGACCCAUUCCACCCGCGGGGUUCUUUCCCAAUUCCCAUAUGAGGCCCUCACCGCCACAGCAGCCAGUCUCGCAACCGUCCCCCCAUUCCCAGCCCCCUCCCCCAAACAGUCAGAUGAUGCAGACUCAGCCGUUCAUGUCGCCCAGGUAUCCCGGAGGGCCCAGGCCAGGAGGCGUUCGGAUGUCGCAACAGGUAGACUUCAACCCCCCGGGUAGCGUGCCAGGGCAGCCCAUGAUGCCGAACAGCAUGGACCCCACCAGGCAAGGCCCACCCGGAAUGAGCCCGAUGAACCCUCGGAUGAAUCCCCCCAGGGGACAGCCACUCGGACCCAUGAAUCCCGCGAGUUAUGGAGGAAUGAGGCCUCCGCCCAACAAUGCCAUGGGACCCGGCGGACCCGGUAUGCCUCCUAUAUUAAUGAUGAAUUACUCUUCGGCAUCUCCCGGUAGUCAUUAUGGGGGUCCUCCGGUUUCUAGUACGGGUCCACCAGGUCCAGGAACGCCAAUAAUGCCAAGCCCACAAGAUUCAACAAGUUCGGGUGGUGAUGGAAUGUAUGCUAUGAUGAAGCCAGUACCUGGGGGUAGUAUGUCUGCGUUUCCGAUGGGCCCAGGACCAGAUGGACCAAUGGGUCCCAUGGGUCCCGACAUGGGACCGGCAGUAAUGAAUGGAAUGUCGUCGGCAGGUGACGGUUUAGACGGAAUGAAAAACUCUCCGGCAAAUGGUCCUGGCACACCUCGGGAAGAUGGUCCUCCAAUCGGAGACUACGGCAUCCCAAGUUAUGGACAGGAUAGUGAUCAGAAUGAAUCAGCUGCCAUCCUGAAGAUUAAAGAAAGCAUGCAGGAGGAAGCCAAAAGGUUUGAGAAGGACACCCCAACAGAACAUCCAGACUACUUCAUGCAAUAAAAGUAUUCAUCCAUCAAAAGAGAGCCCGACAGACUUUGGCAGCAUGUUAUUUGGACAUAGAUCUUUUAACCCACCAGAAUCAUGCUGCAAUCUAGGAACGAUUAUUUUAGCAGGCAUUUUGUUUUUGUCACUGUCGCUGUGUAAUAUCGCUUCUAUGUCCCACGGCAGAACAACGGUAGAGAUCUCCCCUUUCCCAUAGUUUCCUCUUAGCAGAAUGUGACGAAAUGUAGACCACAUUGUUUCUGCCAGAUCAUAUUACUUUAUUCCGCCAACAAUUAGGCAUAAGCAUUGUAUUAUUCAGUAUUGUGAUUAUGAUCUCCAAAUGCUUGCUUCCGUGUUUUGCUAGUUGGCGGAAUACAUUAAGUGUUGCUUCCAUUAUAAGAGUUCUUUCCAAUUACAUCAAUAGAAGAAAUGAAAAUGAUCUUUGUAAUACAAAAAAAAAAUGUUGAUAAGCAUUUCACUUUCAUUAGUUUUGUAGAUUUUCUUAUUUAAACAUGAGAAUUUGAAGAAAACAAAAGAAAAAUUCUACCUUUUACAAUUUGCAAUUUUAACCAUGAAAAUUAAGAGAACAUCUGUUGUGGUGAAGAGUAGUGGAGAGGAUCUAUUCAACCACUUCAGUAUUCUGCUAUAUCAUAUCAUAUAUAUAUACAUAUAUAUAUAUAUAUAUAUCUGGCACAUCGAGGAAACCAAAAAAUAACAUAUAUAUAUAUAUGUAUAUUGCCAAUAUUGGCAAGGCAUGGGGGAAGUUGCAUAUGCAGAAUAUCUCAGAAAAAAAAAAUUGUUAUUUAUAGACAUUUUAAGAAAUGUAAUAUCGUGGAAACAAGUUUUGUUUUUCUAAUUUAUAUACAUCUCUCUUCCCGGGUCUUAUCUUCAAUCCCUCCUUCCAUGUCCCAUCAACUUUUUUGAAGCAUAUAUAUAUGUAUAUUCAAUUCUGCUCUUCCGCAGAGAAUAUCACAUCUUGCCGUUUACUAGACGUAGAGGAAAAAAAAUUUGCACGGGCCAACCGGAUUCAUUGUUGAUUACUUUAGGGCAGGUACCAUCGGUAGAAUUUCUACUAUAUUUAACUAGUUGUAGCAUAUCAGGGACUAAAAGCGGGGAGAGCUUGCAGUGGGCCACCCCGCUAUCUGCCCUUAUUUCAUUUAUUUCUUUCUUUUUAUCUGUUGGUGUCCAGAGCGGUCCUAUUUCAGAGAGCGGCUCUAGACAUUGCAACACACACCCGAUAAACACUGCAAGUUAUUAUGGGAUCAAGUUCCAUUGGUUGGCAUGUCUUUUAUAUACAACAGACAUGAAAAUACAAUUUAAGAAACGAGGAAAAAAAAUCUUUUUUGAACUGUUGUUGCAUCCCCUUCACAUUACUUGGAAGUACAUUUGAGGUACUUCAGUGUUGUUAAUUACUAUUUGUCCAGACAGCGAAGAGCGAUGGUUUUAACCAGUUCAGUCGGCACCAAAUGGUAGCUGCUUGUACAUAAGCCGAGUUGGAUCUACCUUUAGUCAAUGGAGUACUUUUCCCAACUUGCCACACGGUUGUUUUGUAAAGAGCAAACUUAGGGGAUAAUGGAUGCUGUCCAAUUUGUACGAAAAAAUUUCCAAUGAUAGAACAAUGAUGCAUUUUGCAAAAAAAAAAAAAAAGAAAAAAUCCCUUUUUUGCCCUCAACUUGUGUGGUAGUUGUUAUAAUUACAUGCAUUGUAGAAGAUGUAAGCUACAUUUUCAGUAUUUAUUGUGUGAAGAUUUACAUAAAGCUCAUCAAGCGGAACAGUAUGUAAGAAAGGAGGAAUAUUCUCAAGAAAGAGAUGGCAGAAUCCUUAUUUCUUCAAAGGGCAAUUUUCCAGGAGCUAGUGUAUAUGUAUUACAGUAUUUUUCUGAUGGAAGAGGUGUAUCUGCCACAGAUCGAAGUGAAGAGAAAGAACGAACGAACGGGUCUUGCCCGCACCCGCCGCACUCCAGGAUGUACGGAGCCUACCGAUGUACAGUCUAUCAGUCAAUGUACUGGCUGUCAGUAUUUGUUGACCUUUCGACUUCAUAGCCACAUUGCAAUUGAGUGUUCCAUUUGCUUGCUUUACGUGAUUUUAACAUUGGUAUCUUCCCCGGAUUUUCUUCUACCCGUUGAAAUUCCGAUCCUCUUAAAAAACGAAAAAACCAAAAAAAUUGUGUUGAAACCAAUCACCCCUCCAUCGAGACAUACUGGCAGCCUACAACAUUACUGCUUCUUUCUUUGUUCUGUACUGGGUGUCUGUGUGUCUAUCUUUGAUUCAACAGGACUGUCCUAUGUUCUGUGUACUGUACAAGAUGCGCGUAGGUCAACAAGUUUAUUAAAAUCAUCAGAAUAAA
Molecule: messenger RNA, 4190 nt
Organism: Centruroides sculpturatus (bark scorpion)
Lineage: Eukaryota; Metazoa; Arthropoda; Arachnida; Scorpiones; Buthidae
Gene: Ssdp
Product: single-stranded DNA-binding protein 3-like
Exons: 18
Coding region: 587-1861 (424 amino acids)
Biological process (GO): positive regulation of transcription by RNA polymerase II
Cellular component (GO): nucleus
Molecular function (GO): protein binding; single-stranded DNA binding
Source: RefSeq, a predicted model, not a curated record